Musa acuminata subsp. malaccensis (wild Malaysian banana) is the source of this 1265-nucleotide messenger RNA. Its product is annotated as ribosome biogenesis protein BRX1 homolog 1. The record is from RefSeq and is a predicted model, not a curated record. Gene Ontology annotation, biological process: ribosomal large subunit assembly; rRNA processing. Gene Ontology annotation, molecular function: rRNA binding. Lineage: Eukaryota; Viridiplantae; Streptophyta; Magnoliopsida; Zingiberales; Musaceae. Gene Ontology annotation, cellular component: nucleolus.
CUCUCGCUCGUUCUCUCUCGAGUCGCGCCAGACUUCCGUCGUUAAAGCUCCCCGAAGCCCUAAUCGGUUGGUUCGUGAUCGGGUGCUUAUCCAUCUUCUUCUCGACGAAGAAGACCUAAUUGACGCUUCGUCCGUUCAGUUUAAAUGGGGAAGAAGCGUAAGCACGCUGAGGCAUCUGAAGCUCCCAAGGAGGAAGUAGCCCAAGAGAGACCCAAGCGCACCCUUUUAGGAUGGAAGGAUGGUGUUCCUGAGAAGCAGAAUAGUUCUCCAGUCUUUAGGAACAGAGAGAAGGUCCUUGUCACAUGCUCACGCCGCAUAACGUAUAGGUAUCGGCAUUUGAUGUUGAACGUGGUGUCCCUCUUGCCUCACUGCAAGAAAGACAGCAAGGUGGAGUCCAAAGAGAGCAAGGGGGCUACUCUCAAUGAGUUGAUUGAGCUUAGGAACUGUUCCAGCUGCUUGUUUUUUGAGUGCAGAAAGCAGAAAGAUCUUUAUCUUUGGAUGGUGAAGUGUCCAAGUGGACCUUCAGUGAAGUUCUUGGUUAAUGCUGUUCAUACAAUGGAGGAGCUGAAGCUUACCGGAAAUCAUUUGAAAGGAUCACGCCCACUUUUGACAUUUACCUCGAAUUUUGACAAAGAACCUCGCUGGAAGCUUAUCAAGGAAAUGAUAGUCCAGAUAUUUGGUACUCCAAAGGACCAGAGAAAAGUAAAACCUUUCCAUGACCAUGUCUUUGUCUUUUCAAUUGUGGAUGGUCACAUUUGGUUUCGCAAUUACCAGAUUUCUGUACCCCAUAAUGAGACAGAUAAGGUUGAUCGUGGAGGUCUGGACAAAUUGACACUUGUGGAGGUUGGCCCAAGAUUUUGUUUGAACCCAAUCAAGAUAUUUGGCAGCAGUUUUGGUGGUCCAACAUUUUAUGAAAACCCAUUCUACAUUUCACCGAAUCAGAUCCGUGCACUAGAGAAGAAGAAGAAAGCUGGAAAGUAUUCGAAGAAGGUGAAGGCCAAGAAGAGGAGAAAGAUGCAUGAGCUCUCCAACCCAUUAGAGCCUGAUGAGUUCGCAGAUCUAUGGAAGGAUUGAUAAAUGCAAGCGUCCAUGUCACUGUGCACUAGGAAUCCAAAUCCUGAGUUGUUUUUUCUGCUGCAAUAACUUGCAAAAAGACGGUUUGUUUUAAUUUUGUGGAAUUCUACUAUUAAUUGGUUGAAUUCUGAGGGUGUGAAAAUGCAGCAAAAAAAAAAUCCAGAUCAAGGCAACAUUAUUUAUUUCUCUAA